This is a messenger RNA of Caenorhabditis bovis, 3882 nucleotides long. NCBI's taxonomy places the organism in Eukaryota, Metazoa, Nematoda, Chromadorea, Rhabditida, Rhabditidae. The record is from the annotation of a GenBank genome assembly.
AUGGGGACAAAUCUAACACCAUUUCUGUUCAUAUUUUUAUUCACUCAUGUAAAUACUCAACAUUACCACGAGACCCCUUCAAUUUGCCCUCCCAACUUCAGCGGCUCAUUACAAGGAAAUUCAUGCAGCAGAGAAUACUCAAUCUGUGUCAACGGAGUACACCAAUCUGCAUCAUGCGACGAAGACAGCGUAUUUUACCAAAAUCAAUGCAUUCCCGCUGCUCAGUCUCCGGAGUGCGCCAUCAGUAAUGAUGAUAGCAAAUCGUCAAAUUUUGACUGUUCUUCACGUCAAGAUGGUUCGUAUGCAAUCGGGUGCAGCAAUGAGUUUGUACAGUGCGUUUCUGGCAGCCCGUACACAGUAUUCUGUCCAUCCACGUUGGUGUUUGUCGAAAAAUAUCAAAAAUGUUUGGAAAGUUGCGACUCGGUUUACGAAGGUGCUGUUGAGGAAGAUCUCGACGGAUCUGGAGAAGUAUACACCUCUUCUCGCGAUAACGAUGAAUCUUCAAACCAAGAGUUCAAUUGCGCUGGACUAAAAGACGGAAAUUACCCUCAAGGCUGCUCUCCAUUCUUCUUCGUCUGUGUCGGUGGAAACGCUUUCAUUAGCUAUUGCCCAGCUGGACUUGUAUACAACGAAAACCAACAAGCCUGUGAUUAUGCGUGCACUAGCCCAACAACAACGACACCAACAAUUGAGCCAACCUCUACUGUGGAAGAUGAUUCAUACUUGUCUACUAACAGUGUCUCGCCCACAACGGAAGAUCCGACUACCAAUCCUUCGAAUUACGAAGAGGCGACAACUGAAGAGGUUACCACAUACGCGCCAUCGUUUGAUGACGAAGAGACGACAACUGAAGAGGUUUCCACAUACGCGCCAUCGUUUGAUGACGAAGAGACGACAACCGUACUAACAUACGUUGAAGAAACCACAACGCCAGGGGUUGACGAUGAGGUGACCACUUCUGUCCCAAUUCAAACUACAACUGAAGUUCGAGUAUGCGAAGAGGGCAAGGUAACUACGUUUGGCGUUUGCGCGUCACGCUUCUCAAAAUGCGUUAAUAACUUCGUGCGAGCGAAACAGUGCCCAACUAGCACGUUGUUCGAAGCGCCUUUAUUGUUGUGUGUUUACGAUUUGCCGCAGUGCCAGCCAACUCCGAUUCGUCCAAUUUCUAACUAUUUGAAACCUGACAUUGUUGUCAGCCCAUUCGAUGACAGCGAGGCUCAACUUCAAAACUAUGGGCGCCGAGGAAGGCACUGGAGACCACUCAUCGAAGACCCAUUCUUCACACCAUCUGAAACUGGUCAUAGACACCACAAAUACGGACCAAAACCAUAUGAGCGAAAGAAGUAUCGAUUUGUUCCUGGAAUCGAUUCACCAUUCUCUACAUCAUUCCGUGGACGCGCUUUCCUUAACGAUAAGUUCCGGGACCACCGUCGGCCAAAUAUGGAUAAAAUCUACUAUCGUAAUUCCAAGAAAGGUGGACUUAGGCGCAUUUUUUAUUUGGAUGACGAAUUUGACAAGCCUCAUCCGAGAACGUUCGCUUCUGACAUUCGUAGAGUUUUCCCUAGCAGUGACACCAGACGCUCCCCAGUUUAUCCAGUUUACACUGCAACAUCAUAUCCUAGCGCCUACGGAUCAAGGAAGAAGAGAUAUGCCCCAUACGGUAAUCCAACAUACAACCAUGGAAACAGUGUUCGUCAAAAUCAAGUGAACGAAUACUGCCGAAACUAUACCACACCUGUGUUCCUCAGCUUCGAGCAAUGUUUCGAUCGGUUUGUUUAUUGCAGCGGAAACGGAGUUAACAGGAUGGCAGCUUGCCCUGUAGGAGAACAUUUCGACAGACAGAUUGGAUCGUGUUCGGAAACUUGUGGAACGUCCGCUUCUCCUGCUGUUCCAAUUAAUUCCGGAAUUGGAAAUCAACAAUCUAAUGACUUUGGAGGCGAAGUUGUCAACUCUGGAAAUUUCCAAUCGACCAACAGUAAUAACAAGGGAUCUUCGGAUAACACUCAAUUUUUCAAUGACAAUAAUCAAGAAACAAUUGAAAACUCAACGCCAUCGUCUGACAGCCAAUCAACUAAUGACGAUUCUGCUACACGUCCAACACCAUCUUCUGAUUUGGCAAAACCAUUGAUGAUUGUUAAGACAAUUUGCGAAAAGUCUUCGAAUGGACUGUUUUCUUUGGGAUGCUCGCAGGAGUACAUUCAUUGUCAUAAUGGAGUUCCGGCCAGAAAGACUUGCCCGGCUGCUUUGUACUUUGAUGAAUCUCGUGCACUUUGCGACUAUCGUGAUAGCGUUGAAGAAUGCAAAGCAUCUGAUUCGAAUCAGGAUGCAUACGCUCCAACGAUGACACCGUACAAACCCACCACGGUUCCUCCAACUCCUUCUGGACCAUCGUCGGCGGCUGAUGAUUCUCAAUCAUCAUUCUACCAAUCAACGACCGUAUCACCUGGUCAGGAUGUGCCGUCGACUUACACACCAUUCGUCAAGCCUUACAAACCACUUCGACCAACACAAGACUCGAUUUAUCAAUCACCAGUUGCGCGUGAGCAAGAUCCAUGCAAUCGGCUUGUCGAUGGAGCUCAUGGAGAGGGUUGCUCGGCGUCAUUCAUUAUGUGCGAGAAGGGUCAAUUAAUGAAAACCGUGACGUGCCCACUAGGUGAAGGCUACGAUCCUUCUGUCCAAAUGUGCAAGAGCUUUUCUCUGAUCUCUACACACGCUUGUGGAACGCAAACCUCGACGGGACCAGGGCUAGCGCAACCUUUGCCAUACAUUAGAUUAGAUUCAGUGACAAGUACGACAACUACAGAGUCUUCCGUUCAAAGUAGUCCAUAUAAGAAUAACAACGAUGCAGAGGAAAACAGAAGCGAUUAUCAAAACGUUUCUCAGUAUGGCAAUGAUUCUGAUGAAGACUCCAACGACUCUACGGAAUCUUCGAUUUAUUCUACAUCUGGCUACGAGUCUUCGACUUACACUGACGAAGAAGACAAUUUGAACGAGGAUAUUGGGACGACGUCAUCGCCAAAAGUUGUCUGCAAGGCCGGAUCUCGUGCGUCUGUUGGAUUCUGCUCCGCAAGCUAUUUGGAAUGCGACGUUGCAAAGAACACCUACGUUGUGAAGGCUUGUGCUGAUGGAGAAAGUUUUGAUGUCCAUUCCAGUCAAUGCGUCGCUUCAGAAAAGUGUGGACAUGAAGCUAUUCGUCAAAUCGUCAACGAUGUUGUUUCUACUGGGCCGCUAUACAAGCAGUUAGACAGAAGAUGCGCCAACUCGGCUGAGAAUGAGACUCGCUCAACGGGAUCAUGCAGAAACUCAUACAUUCGUUGCUCCAAUGGAAAAACGGUUACCGAAUUGUGCUCUGGCGGGAUGAUUUUCUCGAACGCGCACAAGAAAUGUGUCGAGAGAUCAACACUUAUGGAAUGCGCAAUCGCAAGCGCGAAGCCAGUGAGCAGCUACUACAAUAGACCGUCAUCGGAUGCGUUCUGCGACGGAAAACCGGAUGGGUUGUUCAGAAAUCCGGGAGAUUGCUCUGGCAUUUUGCAGUGCUUCGGAGGUGAUUUAUUCGAGUAUCCAUCGUGCCCAGCUCGCCUUGCAUUUAAUGAAGUCACUGGAAAAUGCGACUACCCGCAGAAUGUACGAGGAUGCGAUACUAAAAACAACGACGAAGGAGAAUGCAGCGAGCACGGUGCGUUCCUUUCGGACGACGAUAAUUGUUCGAUAUUCUACCGUUGUGUGUGGGGACGUAAAGUGGAAAUGAAAUGUCCUCUCGGCACCCUGUUCAAUCCAGCAUUGUCAGUUUGCGACUGGCCGAGCGCAGUGCCCCAAUGCGCCGGCAGCGAGGAGCGAUUAGACGCUGAUGAUGAGCCCAGCUCGUAUGAGUCUUAUUAUUAA